AUGGCUACUUCGAAAAGGUACAUGUUAUGCAGCCUUUUUUGCUUAAAGUUAACCUUAAUUGGAGAAGCUAAAUCUGGGAAGACGUCAAUUGUUAACCGAUUUUUCAACGAUCAAUUUGAAGAAGCUUAUGACCCAACCUUUGGACUUUCACCUGUAAUCUUAAUGCAGAAUAAAGAAUUAAUCGAAAGAAACGGCACAAAAUACGGCUUGCUUGUAUGAGAUAUUGCUGGGAAUAAAUUCUGGGAAUUUAUGAUAAGAGAUUGCUUUGAAGAGGCACAUGGGAUACUGUUGAUAUAUGACGUUACAAACCGAAAUUCAUUUCUACAUGUCUCAAGCUGAGGGAAAAGAAUAGAAAAAGAAUCAAAAAAUAGGAAAACUCUUCUCGUUGUAGGAAACAAAUGCGACUUGGAAAAAGAACGAGAGGUUUCAUUCGAUGAAGGAAAACAGCUCGCUGAUAGUUUAGAUGCGACCUUCAUUGAAGUUUCUGCACAAAACUCACAUAAUAUAAGCAGUCUCUUUGAAAUAAUAAUAUCUCAAGCAAUCGGGAUGAAUAAAUUGAGCAUUUUCGAGAGCUCAUUAAUUUAG
Molecule: messenger RNA, 585 nt
Organism: Blepharisma stoltei
Lineage: Eukaryota; Ciliophora; Heterotrichea; Heterotrichida; Blepharismidae
Source: the annotation of a GenBank genome assembly